AGGUAGAAAUAUAAAAGCAGUGCGAAAGAGAAAAAGAGGGUGUAGACGUGUAGCAGUUGAAGAGAAGAAUUAAAAUAGGAGACUCCGCCCAUUGUUCUUCAUUUUCCUCCAACCAUAAUCAUUAUAUUUAUAUUUCUUCCUCUCUCUUCUUUAUUUCUUCAAGUUUAAGCCCUCAAAAUGGAGGCUGCCACUGUGGUUGGAUCUUCUAUGUCUCUACAUCGAACUUCAUGCUCCGCUGCCAGAUCCGCCCUUUUAGUUGCCAAUGGCCCGCUUUUUCCACGUUUCGCUGCUAACCCUCGCUCCUCCUUCCCGAUCAAGCUUUAUUCUUCAGUUUCAUAUUCAAAAUCACGGAAUAGGAGAAUGGGUUUGGGGGGUAGGAGAGGCAUGGUGGUAAAGGCGUCUUCAUCUCCUGACUCAGCUGAACCCAAUGCUCAAAUUGCGCCACUUCGGAUGGAAUCUCCAAUUGGUCAGUUUUUGUCUCAAAUCUUGAUAAGUCAUCCUCAUCUUGUUCCUGCUGCAGUUGAGCAGCAGCUUGAACAACUUCAAACUGACCGUGAUACUGAUGAAAAGAAGGAAGAGCCGUCUGCUUCAGGCACGGAUUUAGUAUUGUAUAGGAGAAUUGCUGAGGUUAAGGCUAAUGAGCGGAAAAGGGCGUUAGAAGAGAUUCUCUAUGCAUUGGUCGUACAAAAGUUUAUGGAUGCCAAUAUUUCCUUGGUUCCUGCUAUAACUUCUUCUGCAGAUCCUUCAGGUCGAGUGGACACAUGGCCUAGCCAAGAAGAUAAGCUUGAGCAGAUCCACUCAGCUGAGGCCCAUGAGAUGAUUCAAAACCACGUAGCACUCAUCCUGGGAAAUCGAUUGGGUGAGUCAACAUCUGUAGCACAGAUAAGUAAACUCAGGGUUGGGCAGGUCUAUGCUGCGUCGGUGAUGUAUGGAUACUUCCUGAGGCGGGUUGACCAGCGAUUUCAGCUUGAGAGGACAAUGAAAGUCCUUCCAAGUGCUUCAGAUGAUGACAAAAGUAGCAUUGAGCAAACUGUGGGGGAUGACACAAGACCUUCUGGUCUAGGGGACUCCUAUCAAGCUGCUUCAUCACACCCUGAAGUCUCAUCAUGGUCUGGUGGGAUCAGUUCUGGAGGUUUUGGUAGUGGGAUAAAGCCCUCUCGACUAAGGACUUAUGUUAUGUCCUUCGAUGGGGAGACACUUCAGAGAUACGCUUCAAUUAGAUCAAAAGAAGCUGUUGGCAUUAUAGAGAAGCACACAGAGGCUCUAUUUGGAAGACCUGAGAUUGCUAUAACUCCUCAAGGGACUGUUGAUUCAUCCAAUGAUGAGCUUAUUAAAAUUAGCUUUGGCGGUUUGAAGAGACUUGUUUUGGAGGCUGUUACCUUCGGUUCUUUUCUAUGGGAUGUUGAAAGCUUCGUGGACUCAAGGUACCACUUUGUUAUGAAUUAACUAAUUUCUAAGCAAACUAAGUAGAGGGGAGUGUGGGACUAAGCUGACUAGACUUAUGGUUUAAAUUGAGUGUAUUUGUGGUGAUUGUUACUUAGUAAUUUGCACUGAAUAUUCUGUACAUAGAUAUGUUUUCCUGUUAGGAACUUGGAUACUUCUGAAAUAUGCUUUAUUGUUCCUCUUUAAUUUACAACUGAAAUGUAUAUAUGCUAUGGUAACUUCUCAGUAGUGA
Gossypium raimondii (Peruvian cotton) is the source of this 1675-nucleotide messenger RNA. Its product is annotated as UV-B-induced protein At3g17800, chloroplastic. Lineage: Eukaryota; Viridiplantae; Streptophyta; Magnoliopsida; Malvales; Malvaceae. Bases 178 to 1446 code for a protein of 422 amino acids. The transcript has 4 exons. The record is from RefSeq and is a predicted model, not a curated record.